UUUCCCUUCAAAUCAACACAAAUACACGUACUAUACAUAUAAAGUACUUAGAGAUUGCAUAUUUUGAAGUUAACAAUCUUACAUUGCAGAAAGAGAGAGAAAUCAAAGAUCAUAAGAAGAAACAUUUGAAAGCAAAAUAAUGAAGCAUAGGUUGUUCUUUAUGCCAUUUUCAAUUAUUGUAUGCAUCAUGAUGAUACUCAUAGUAGAAGCAGAUAACAAUAAUGAUGGUUUUGUGAAAGCAAGAGGGAUUCAGCUUGUGUUGAAUGGAAACCCUUAUUAUGCAAAUGGUUUCAAUGCAUAUUGGCUAAUGUUUGAAGCAUCUGAACCUUCUCAAAGAAACAAAGUGUCUUCAGCAUUUCAAGAUGCUUCAAGCCUUGGACUUAACAUUGCAAGAACUUGGGCUUUCAGUGAUGGUGGCUAUAAACCUCUUCAAUACUCUCCUGGAUCCUACAAUGAAGACAUGUUCCAAGGGUUGGAUUUUGUAAUAUCAGAAGCGAAAAAAUAUGGGUUGAAGCUUGUGUUGAGUUUGGUAAAUAAUUAUGAGGACAUGGGAGGGAAGAAACAAUAUGUUGAAUGGGGAAGGAGUCAGGGCCAAUCCAUAAAUUCUGAAGAUGAUUUCUACACAAACCCUGUUGUCAAGGGAUACUAUAAAAACCACAUUAAGAGGGUACUUACUAGACAUAAUAGCAUCACUGGAAUUGCUUACAAAGAUGAUCCAACUAUAAUGGCUUGGGAGCUCAUGAAUGAAAUUAGAUGCAAUUCAGAUCAAUCUGGAAAGACAGUUCAGGGUUGGAUUGAAGAGAUGGCAUCUUAUGUGAAAUCCAUAGAUGGAAAUCACUUGCUUGAAGCUGGUCUUGAAGGUUUUUAUGGGCAAUCAAAGCAAGAGACUAACCCAAGCUUCCAAGCAGGAACAGAUUUCAUAGCAAAUAAUCAAAUCCUUGAAAUUGAUUUUGCAACGGUUCACUCGUACCCUGACCAAUGGCUAUCAGGUUCAAGUUAUGAAGAUCAAAUCUCAUUCCUAAGUCAUUGGCUUAAUGAACAUAUACAAGAUGCACAGAACAUUCUUCACAAGCCAGUUCUCUUUGCUGAGUUUGGUAUUUCAACAAAAACUUUUGGUUCUAACACAAAACCAAGGGACCAAUUUUACAACACGGUAUACUCCAAGAUCUAUUCGUCGGCAAGUGGUGGCGGCGCAGCUGUUGGUUGCUUGUUCUGGCAACUCCUUGACCAAGGAAUGGAUACUUUUCGCGACGGUUAUGAGGUAGUUAUUAGCGAAAGCCCCUCAACGGCUAGUUUGAUUGCCCAAGAAUCUCAAAAGAUGAACCGGAUUCGAAAAAAGUACUAAUGGCGGGAAUAUAAAUCACAAAAUUAUAAAUGAUAUAUAGUUUUUUAACAAACUUGUGUUAAAAA
Messenger RNA from Arachis ipaensis, 1410 nucleotides. RefSeq names its product mannan endo-1,4-beta-mannosidase 7-like. Gene Ontology annotation, molecular function: mannan endo-1,4-beta-mannosidase activity. The record is from RefSeq and is a predicted model, not a curated record. Gene Ontology annotation, biological process: polysaccharide catabolic process. NCBI's taxonomy places the organism in Eukaryota, Viridiplantae, Streptophyta, Magnoliopsida, Fabales, Fabaceae.